AUGGCACCUCUGCCCAUCAAGUUCACAGAACUGGUCAAUCUGACCGCCGUUGGUAUCGAUGUAUGCUCGCUUAUGCCACCCUCCCCCAAAGUCCCGCUUCGCGACCAGCUCCCGAUGCGCGACGGAUACCCCGGUUCCAUCGGAUUCAACCAAUGCACUCUCGAAUCCGAUCAUUAUGUUUGUGUUCGCCAGAAGCUCGAGACGGACGAGAAGCCACAAGUCAUCAUUGUUGACUUGAAAAAUAACAAUGAGGUUAUGAGGCGACCGAUCAAUGCUGACAGUGCUAUCAUGCAUUGGAGCAAGAACAUCAUCGCUCUCAAGGCCCAGGGCCGCACAGUUCAGAUCUUCGAUCUUGAGGCGAAGCAAAAGCUCAAGUCCGCCGUCAUGAACGAGGAUAUUGCAUACUGGAAGUGGUUCAGCGAAAGGUCUCUGGGUCUGGUCACCGACAACGCCGUUUACCACUGGGACGUCUAUGACGCCACUCAGCAGAACCCGGUUAAGAUAUUUGAUCGACUUCCCAACUUGGCUGGUUGCCAAAUAAUCAAUUACCGUGUCAACUCCGAGGAGAAGUGGAUGGUCUUGGUUGGUAUCAGCCAACAGCAGGGUCGCGUUGUGGGUUCAAUGCAGCUGUACUCGAAGGAGCGCGGAAUUUCACAGUUCAUUGAGGGCCAUGCUGCUGCUUUCGCGGACAUUAAUGUCGAGGGCUCUGCUCUCCCUCACCACCUCUUUACCUUCGCCGUCCGAACCCAGACCGGCGCCAAGCUUCAAAUUGCCGAGAUCGAUCACCAAGAACCGAACCCGAGAUUCCAGAAGAAGGCCGUGGAGGUAUUCUUCCCCCAAGAAGCCGUCAAUGACUUCCCUGUGGCGAUGCAGGUCUCCACUAAGUACGACUUGGUUUACCUCGUUACUAAGUAUGGCUUUAUUCACCUAUAUGAUCUCGAGACUGGUACCUGCAUUUUCAUGAACCGCAUUUCCAGUGAGACUAUCUUCACAACUGCUGCGGAUAACGAUGGGGCAGGUCUGGUCGGUGUCAACCGCAAGGGUCAGGUUCUGUCCGUCAGCGUUGAUGAGAGCACAAUUAUCGAUUACCUGAUGAACAACCCCGCCAUGUCGGGUCUUGCCGUUAAGCUCGCCUCCCGAGCCGGACUCCCCGGGGCCGACCACCUGUACCAGCAGCAAUUCGAUACUCUCAUCAACUCAGGCAACUUUUCCGAGGCUGCCAAGGUUGCUGCCAACUCUCCCCGUGGAUUCCUCCGUACCCCGAGACGAUCAAUCGCUUCAAGAACGCCCCCCAGACCGUAUGAGAGUGUGGAGCUGGUCCGACCUGUGUUACAACAAAAUCGCAAGCACUUGCUGGAGAAGUGGAUGAGCGAGAAGAAGCUGGAGGCUUCAGAGGAGCUUGGAGACAUCAUUCGCCCCUAUGACAUGCCUUUGGCCCUGACAGUCUACCUUCAGGCUAACAUUCCUCACAAGGUCGUUGCUGGCUUUGCUGAGACCGGUCAAUUCGACAAGAUCCUCGCUUAUUCCAAGCAAGUUGGCUACCAGCCCGACUACACCCAGCUUCUGCAGCACAUCGUGCGGGUGAACCCUGAGAAGGGUGCGGAGUUUGCUACCCAGCUUGCCAACGAAGAGACUGGUGCUCUCGUGGAUCUUGACCGGGUUGUCGAUGUGUUCCUGUCUCAGAACAUGGUACAGCAGGCUACUUCUUUCCUGCUGGAUGCCCUGAAGGACAACAAGCCCGAGCAGGGUGCCCUGCAGACCCGCCUUCUGGAGAUGAAUCUGGUCAAUGCUCCUCAGGUUGCGGACGCGAUUCUGGGUAAUGAGAUCUUCACCCACUACGAUCGCCCUCGCGUCGCACAGCUUUGCGAGAAUGCCGGUCUCAUCCAACGUGCUCUGGAGAAUACCGAUGACCCGUCCGUCAUCAAGCGCAACAUCGUUCGGACCGACAAGCUGUCUCCCGAGUGGCUGAUGAGUUACUUUGGCCGUCUGUCUGUGGAGCAAACCCUUGAUUGCAUGGAUACUAUGCUGGAGGUGAACAUUCGCCUAAACCUGCAGUCCGUGGUCCAGAUCGCGACUAAGUUCUCCGACCUUCUGGGGGCCAAUCGCCUGAUCGACCUCUUUGAGAAGUACCGUACUGCUGAAGGUCUCUACUACUAUCUUGGCAGUAUUGUCAACCUCAGCGAGGACCCCGAGGUGCACUUCAAGUACAUUGAGGCUGCCACUGCUAUGAAUCAGAUCACCGAGGUCGAGCGUAUUUGCCGUGAGAGCCAAUACUACAACGCUGAGAAGGUCAAGAACUUCCUGAAGGAGGCUCACCUGACUGAGCAGCUCCCUCUCAUCAUUGUUUGCGAUCGCUUCAACUUCAUCCACGACCUGGUCUUGUACCUCUAUCAGAAUCAGCAGUUUAAGUCCAUCGAGGUGUAUGUGCAGCGCGUCAACCCCUCCCGUGCACCUGCGGUCAUUGGUGGUCUGCUUGACGUCGACUGCGAUGAGAACAUCAUCAAAGGUCUCCUCAGCAGCGUGGAUCCCGCUUUGAUUCCUAUCGAUGAGCUCGUCAACGAGGUCGAGAGCCGCAACCGUCUCAAGCUGCUCCUGCCCUUCCUCGAGGCUACCCUUGCCACUGGUAACCAGCAGCAGGCUGUCUACAAUGCUCUCGCCAAGAUCUACAUCGACAGUAACAACAACCCCGAGAAGUUCCUCAAGGAGAACGACAUGUACGAUACCUUGACUGUCGGAAAAUACUGCGAGAAGCGUGACCCCAACCUGGCCUACAUCGCCUACCACAAGGGCCAGAACGAUCUAGAGUUGAUUAGCAUCACCAAUGAGAACUCCAUGUACCGUGCCCAGGCCCGUUAUCUUGUUGAGCGUGCCGAUCCCGAGAUCUGGACCUUCGUUCUGAGCGAGAAUAACGCCCACCGACGCUCCCUCGUUGAUCAGGUUAUCGCUACUGCUGUUCCAGAGUCCACUGAGCCUGACAAGGUUUCAGUCGCUGUCAAGUGUUUCCUCGAUGCUGACCUCCCCGGUGAGCUUAUCGAGCUGCUCGAGAAGAUCAUCCUGGAGCCCUCACCCUUUAGCGACAACACCAGCUUGCAGAACUUGCUGAUGUUGACUGCUGCCAAGGCUGACAAGGGUCGUUUGAUGGACUACAUCCACCAGCUCAACGAGUUUUCCGCUGAUGAGAUCGCCGAAAUGUGUAUCAGUGUUGGUCUGUACGAGGAGGCCUUUGAGAUCUACAAGAAGGUCAACAACUACCUUGCUGCCGUCAACGUUCUUGUUGAGAACAUUGUCAGCAUCGACCGUGCCCAGGAGUUCGCUGAGCGUGUUGAGCUGCCCGAUGUUUGGAGCAAGGUUGCCAAGGCUCAGCUCGAUGGUCUCCGUAUUUCUGACUCAAUUGAGUCCUACAUCCGUGCUGGUGACCCGUCCAACUACAACGAGGUCAUCGAGACCGCCACCCACGCCGGCAAAGACGAGGAUCUUGUCAAGUUCCUUCGCAUGGCCCGCAAGACCCUACGUGAGCCUGCUAUUGACACUAGUCUCGCCUUCUGCUUUGCCCGUCUGGAUCAGCUUAACGAGCUUGAGGACUUCCUCCGCUCUACCAACGUCGCCAAUAUCGAGGCUUCCGGUGACAAGGCGUACGAGGAGGGCUACCACCAGGCCGCCAAAAUCUUCUUUACCAGCAUCUCCAACUGGGCCAAGCUGGCGACUACCUUGGUGCACCUCGAAGAGUACCAGGCUGCUGUUGAGUGCGCCCGCAAGGCCAACAGCGUCAAGGUCUGGAAGCAGGUCAAUGAGGCCUGUGUUGACAAGAAGGAGUUCCGUCUUGCGCAGAUUUGUGGUCUCAACCUCAUUGUCCACGCCGAGGAGUUGCAAGCCCUGGUUCGCCAGUAUGAGCGUAACGGCUACUUCGAUGAGCUGAUCGCUGUCCUGGAGGCUGGUCUCGGUUUGGAGCGUGCUCACAUGGGUAUGUUCACCGAGUUGGGCAUUGCUCUGACCAAGUACCACCCCGACCGCGUGAUGGAGCACCUCAAGCUCUUCUGGUCUCGCAUCAACAUCCCUAAGAUGAUUCGUGCCUGCGAGGAAGCGAACCUUUGGCCCGAGCUAGUCUUCUUGUAUUGUCACUACGAUGAGUGGGACAACGCCGCUUUGGCUAUGAUGGAGCGUGCUGCCGACGCCUGGGAACACCACUCCUUCAAGGAUAUCGUCGUUAAGGUUGCCAACCUGGAGAUCUAUUACCGCGCCCUGAACUUCUACCUGCAAGAGCAGCCCCUUCUCAUCACGGACCUGCUUCAGGUUCUCACCCCACGUGUCGAUGUCAACCGUGUCGUGCGCAUCUUCCAGAGCUCCGACAAUAUUCCUCUAAUCAAGCCCUUCUUGCUCAAUGUCCAGACCCAGAACAAGAAGGCCGUCAACGACGCCAUCAACGAGCUGUUGAUCGAAGAGGAGGACUACAAGACUCUGCGCGACUCUGUUGACAAUUACGACAACUUCGAUGCUGUUGACCUUGCCCAGCGUCUAGAGAAGCACAAUCUCAUCUUCUUCCGCCAGAUUGCCGCCAGCAUCUACCGCAACAACAAGCGUUGGGAGAAGUCGAUCGCCCUGUCCAAGCAGGACAAGCUCUACAAGGACGCCAUCGAGACAGCCGCCAUCUCCGCCAAGUCCGAGGUGGUGGAGGAUCUCCUCCGCUACUUCGUCGACAUUGGCAGCCGCGAAUGCUACGUCGGCAUGCUCUACGCAUGCUACGACCUUAUUCGUCCGGAUGUGAUCAUGGAGAUCUCAUGGCGCAAGGGUCUGCAUGACUUCACCAUGCCGUAUAUGAUCAACUUCCUGUGCGAGCAAACUCGCACAAUCGAAAUGUUGAAAAAGGACAAUGAGGAGCGCAAGUCCAGAGAGAAGACGCACCAGGUUGAGGAGGACAACACUCCGAUCCUGGGCGGCUCGCGACUGAUGCUGACGCAAGGCCCAGUCCCGCCCGCCAACACCAUGCCCUACGGCCAAGCCAACGGCCUCAACCCGCAGGCCACCGGCUACCGAGCAUUUUAG
Messenger RNA from Penicillium maclennaniae, 5040 nucleotides. RefSeq lists its product as uncharacterized. The transcript is spliced from 7 exons. Lineage: Eukaryota; Fungi; Ascomycota; Eurotiomycetes; Eurotiales; Aspergillaceae. Gene Ontology annotation, cellular component: clathrin coat of trans-Golgi network vesicle; clathrin coat of coated pit; actin cortical patch. Gene Ontology annotation, molecular function: clathrin light chain binding; structural molecule activity. Gene Ontology annotation, biological process: intracellular protein transport; Golgi to endosome transport; receptor-mediated endocytosis. The record is from RefSeq and is a predicted model, not a curated record. The coding region runs from base 1 to 5040 and encodes 1679 amino acids.